Molecule: messenger RNA, 1323 nt
Organism: Nerophis lumbriciformis (worm pipefish)
Lineage: Eukaryota; Metazoa; Chordata; Actinopteri; Syngnathiformes; Syngnathidae
Source: RefSeq, a predicted model, not a curated record
AUGGCUCUAAUGAGAUUCCUCAUGGGAGAACUCCAUACCACCAGACCCAACCUCCACCAACGCGACGUGUGGAUGGGUGACCUUCAGCGGGAUCCCUUCCUGGUGAGUGUGCACCUGAUCGCGGACCCAGGCGAGGGAGGCGUCCUCCAACGGGCAGCAGAUAGCAUGCUAGCAUGGCUUCACCCCGAGCUGCAGCUCUUCAGGGUGUCCGAACGCGCCGUAUUCGCCGAGUGCACCCGACCCAAACGUCACCACGGACACCAGGGGGCCGCCCCUCAACCGGCAUUGGCGGUCAUUUUAUUCCUCCAGGAGGGUGGCGGCGGUAGCGAAGAGCUGGGGCGCCCACCUUGGCGCUACCAUCACAGCGAGGAGGUGAGCGGAACACAAAGGUCCGAGGCGACGGUGUCCACGCAGGAUUUUUUCACCCUGGGGUCAGGAACCCCGGUGUGGGCCGUGAGAAGGGUGCGCUACGGUAAAGGGACGCUACGGUUGACGGUGUACUGCUGCCAUGACAACUACGCCCACACAGUGCGCUUGUACAAGCUCCUUCUUGGACGCCGCCUAGCCCACAAAAAACACGACUUCUGCUUCCUGGUUGUGUACUCCAACCCCCGCCUGGAGGUCCAGAUGGCCUUUCGAAGGUUGCCCAGGGGGAGGCGCCCGGCGCCACUGGACUCAGCUGUGGUAGAGGUGCGGGUACGAGACGUGGGAGCCCUGGUGCCACUCCUACCCAACGUAUGCAGGCCCAUUAGUGAUAUAAGGUGGCAGACACAAGACUACGACGGAAAUAAAAUACUGCUUCAGGUACAAGAUGCUCAGUGGAGCCGUCGCCAUCAUCACUAUCCUAAUCGGGCGCCCCCUCGCCACACGGUGCCCCGUCAUCAGGCAUCACUGCGCUCGCUCCCGCUAUGCAGUGAGGAAGACUUCUAUCCCGAAUGGUGUCUAUCUUCAGAGGGCCAGGGAACGGGUGGACGAUCUGACUCUCUCUUCUCCCUUCCCAACCUCAGCUCCUCCCCAGGACCUCCAGCCACCCCGCCUCGUGGGGACCGUCGUAGCCGCUCCCUUCAGCGGAGCGCCACACUCGUCCCUCCCUUCCGCCUCAACGUGGAUGCUCUAUUAGGCGCUGAGGAAACAGACGUGGACACGGGAACCACAUUCCAAACGGGCGGCGUGGACCUUAGCGUAGUGUCGGCGUACGUUCCCAAAGCAGGCACGCCAGUGUCGCGCAAUCCAGAAGAGGGGAACGACUCUCUGGAAUCCCUCAAUGGGGGCAAGCGUGAAAAAGGACACAAAGAGGAAAUUGUAGAGGAAUUUUACAUUUGA